This is a messenger RNA of Auanema sp. JU1783, 633 nucleotides long. The record is from the annotation of a GenBank genome assembly. NCBI's taxonomy places the organism in Eukaryota, Metazoa, Nematoda, Chromadorea, Rhabditida, Rhabditidae.
AUGGAAGAGUUUGAUGAUUUUAAUGACAUGUUUGGAAAUGAUGACUUGAUGGAAGAUCCGGUUGAAAAUGACAAAGUACCUACUGACGCUGAUAUCUUUAAUAGUUUAUUUGAUGUUGAUAAAGAGCAAAAAACCAAACGUAGACUUAUUCAGAGACCUCAACCUAAGCUAAAUGAAAGUUCUCUAGUCGGACCAAAGGGUAUUCCAGCCCUCCGUGAUAUGUUCAAAGAAUACAAGCCUAAUAAAGAUCUUGAUCCCUACUCUAAUUUGAACCUUGUUAUGAAGAAGUACGAGCAUUGGGCUCAUUUGUUGUUUCCUAAAAUGAAAUUUGACGAUGUGAUCGCACGUUGUGAAGCGCUGGGAAUGAGACGAGUUGUUAAAGUAUACAUGAUGAAGUCAAGAUCGGGUAUGCCACUGACGGACGAAGAUUUCGCUAAUGCGGAUGAUAAGGAAGACAAGGAUGCUGUUAUAACAACUGAUUGCGAUGAGGAUCGAGCCGAAGAUCAGGCAUCCAACCAAGUUCAGGGGAUUAUUACAAGCAGGGAUGAAGAUGAUGAUGAUGAAAACUAUUAUGAUCCUUUUGCCGACCAACGAGAGGAAGAGCCCGAUUAUGCUGAUUUCCCAGAUUUAUAA